This is a messenger RNA of Beta vulgaris subsp. vulgaris (sugar beet), 1593 nucleotides long. RefSeq names its product transcription initiation factor TFIID subunit 15b. NCBI's taxonomy places the organism in Eukaryota, Viridiplantae, Streptophyta, Magnoliopsida, Caryophyllales, Amaranthaceae. Gene Ontology annotation, molecular function: RNA binding; transcription coregulator activity. Gene Ontology annotation, cellular component: nucleus. Bases 172 to 1257 code for a protein of 361 amino acids. The transcript is spliced from 3 exons. The record is from RefSeq and is a predicted model, not a curated record. Gene Ontology annotation, biological process: regulation of DNA-templated transcription.
AACUUACUAGUCGUUUACUACCUAUGACUUGUGAGGCUGUGAUAUUGUGAGAUCAAUCAACUAAAGUCUCUACCUUCUAAGUUCUAGGGUUUAGUAUAUCGUCAAUAAACAUCCAAUACACAGAAUUUAUACACGCAAAAUUUGGACAUUUGGUCUUAAGAGAGAGAAAAAAUGGGGUCGCGUGAUGAGUCGGCGCCGCACCAACCUCUGCUUAGCAGCCUCGUCGUUCGUCCGUCCGACAGCGGCGGAGGCGGCGGCAGCGAUUACGAACCUGGCGAAGUUCGCCGUGACGCUCCUCCGUAUUCUCGCACAGAUCGUUAUUCUGAUGAUACUGGGUAUAGAGCAAGGGCGGUAUCUGGUUCUCCUGUGCGACGCAGAGAUGUUGAUCGUAGAUAUAGUCCUGCUCCCAUAGAUCGCUUGGAUGGUCCGCCUCGGCAUCGUGGAUUUGGUGGUGGGAGAGAGAAUUUGAGGUCUCCUGGUCGCUACCGAGAUUUUUCACCCCCUCAUUCUCGAGGAAGGGGUGGACGUCCCUUUGGAAGAGGAUUUGAUGGUCCUGGCUAUGGUCCUGGUGCAGUCAGAGGGGACGGAAUGCACAAGAACAACCCUAAUGUGCGGCCAAGAGAAGGAGAUUGGUAUUGCACAGAUCCAGCGUGUGGCAAUCUGAACUUCGCUAGGCGGGAGUACUGCAACAAUUGUAAAAGGUCUCGUCAUGCUCCUGCUGGAAGUCCCCGGAGAGGUUACGGUGGCCCACCUCCCCCAAUGGGCCCCCCACGGCGUUUCCCAGGCCCACCAAUGGAUCGCUCGCCUGGCAGGUUUGGUAAUGGUUACAGAUCACCACCACCACGUGCCUGGCCAAGAGAUGGGCCGAGGGAUUUUGGCCCUGGUGGGCCACCUCCAAGACACGAAGGCAGGUUUCCUGACCACCACCUGCGAAGGGAUCGGCUGGAUUACCCUGAUGAGGAUUUUAGGGACCGUGGCAAGUUUGAGAGGCCACCUCCACCAGAGUGGGGCCCAAGGGAUCAUGGACGAGAUGGCUUUUUGGACAGAAAAGGAUAUGAGAGGCGACCAUUAUCUCCACUUGCACCUCCACCUGCUCCAUCUCGUGGAAGAUGGGCAGAUCGUGACAUAAGAGAGAGAAGCCGCUCCCCCAUCAGGGGUGGGCCACCACCCAAGGAGUUCCGGAGAGAUCCCUACAUGGAAAGGGGGAGGGAUGACAGACGUGGGGUUGGUCGAGACCGGAUUGGCAAUGUGUACUAGAGGUAGACAAGACUUGGCAAGCUAGCUAUAUGAGUUGAUGGGAAAUUUGGGAUUAUUUUUUCCCAGUUCCUAUGAAUUUAGUUUGUACUUUUUUGGUUAUUAUAGUUUAAAAUUGUGAGAUAAUAAUUGAUAUGACUGAAAUAUGAGUAUUAUGUCGGCCUUUGCCAGGAUAUACCUUGCAACUUAUUCGAAUAGUAGUAGGUUCAGUUGCCAAAAGUUUGUAUGAAGCAUUUUGGGUAAAUCAUGUGGCUUGAAAGUAUUCUAGACUGUCUUCAGCUAGGUUUAUUGUAGGUAAAUCUUCACUUUAUGCGGUUUACUAAAGUUACAUUUUGGUUA